Molecule: messenger RNA, 729 nt
Organism: Paramecium primaurelia
Lineage: Eukaryota; Ciliophora; Oligohymenophorea; Peniculida; Parameciidae
Source: the annotation of a GenBank genome assembly
AUGUCGAAAAUUUAAAAACAAAAUACUGUACAACUUAAUUUAUAGAAUGUUUAACAGUUUAUUCCUUCUUAAUAAAUUUAAGUUGGAUCAUAAAUUGGUGGCAAUUCUCCUAAACCUCCAUUAGGCUCAAAAUCAAAUAAAUCACCUAAAGGAGAUUGUUCAUUUAGAGUUAUUUCACCAAAAAUGACAAUUAACUUAAAUAAUUCAUAAAGAUCAAUAAGUAAGAGUAGUAGUCCAAUAGAAAAAUAAAUAUCUGAACCAGAUAAGUUAUAAUAUUUAGAAAACGAGAAUGAUGCAGUAAUUGAAGAUAAUUAAAUUAAUACUUCAGAUGUCUAAUAAAUACGAUAAAUUAAAUAAAAACUAAUGAAUAUGGGUGAAUUAAUAUCAAGUUUUCAUUUAGUUGAUAUUAAUUUAAAGGUUCUUAAAAAAUGGCAAUAUGAAUUAUUAUAAGAAACUAAAACAAUGAUUAAGUUAAAUAAAAAUGUCAUUAAUUUAUCGCAAACUAAAAUAAUAUCACCAAGACCAAAUUAAAUAAAAAAGAUUUCAAGUGAUGAAUUAUUAGAGAAAUUGUAAAAUGAAUAAAAAAAGCGAUUAGAGGCAGAAGAAUAAAGUGGUAGAAUACUCUAAGAUUAAGAAAAAUAUAUUUAAGUUUUAGUAUACUUUUAUAAAUUAUAUUAGAAUGAAAAACUAUUUCAACUUGAAUAAUAGUAUUCUAAAAAGAAAUCCUGA